AAUAAAUAAUAAUAAUAACUGACAAACCUCAAACGAUUUUCUGUUAAAUUCUCACAUGUUUACUGCAGAAUCCACACGGCCCAUGGGAUGGAAAAAGUCAAAUAUUCGAGGGUAAAAAUUGCCUCUCACAUGCUUCUCUUCAUUUUCACUCUGCCAGAAAUUCGUCCCUUCACAUAACAAGCUUCCCCAACGCACCACGUAGCGAAGAGCUGGUUAGUGGGCCUUUUCUUCAUAAUUAAUAAGAUACUCUGGCCUCGGAAUUUUACACCAGUGCCUAUGCAAAGUAGGUGAACAGUGACCUCCUGUGAUAAGCAGGGGCGUUGAUAUACGUUCGAAUUUCCCAUGUGCUACGGUAACACCUCCGAACAUCAUCAGGAAUCAGUCAUAGUACACCACCGUAGCAGACAAAAUUCCGCGUAUGAAAACUCCUUGUGAUGGCCGCACCCUUGAGAAAGCUAGCCUAGGGGCUUGUAGAGAGCUUCCGUUCUCGUCCGCGCUCGGUAGAGAGAUAACGCUUUUGCCAGCUGCCACGAAAAAAACAACCAACGAAAAUAACUCAUAUAGGAAAUAUUCUAGUUAAUACAAUCGUGAAGGAGAUCUGAUGUUGUAGCGCGCUUAGCUCCAACUGCCGAGCGCUAAAAUGACCAAUCACAUCCGCGAAGAAGAAAACAUUGCCGACUCACCCAUCGUUUCUGCUUCGUUUCUGACGCUGGCUGGCAUCAUCCUCAUUCUCAAUACCAACACAUAUCUACCACAACGUCAAUCAAUUAGGUUUUGGCUACCGCUUCUUUCACGAGAAAAGUAGGCAGGCCACUACUUGACCCUUUUCCUUUCCAUCUCUCUCGCGGCGACAUCGUCGUCGCCCACACUCCACUCCAUUUCCUCGACAUCGGUUCAUUGAGACCCCUCCCUCUCGGCCUAGCCGCGUCUAACUUAUAGAGCCCGAUAAUGCCCGCCCGUCCUCCUUCUCUCCCGCUACGGUCUCGCUGCCUCCUCCGAUCGCCACAGCCUCGCCAGCCGUUCUCGACGCAGAGCUCGCUCCGUGGUGCUCAUGGCGACCACCACUAUGACCCGCCAACCGGAUGGCUUUGGGGAGUGAAGCCCGGACACAAAUACGUCAAGGAGGGAUGGGAAGGCCUGUGGACAUAUGGAUUCGUCGGUAGUUUGCUUGUCGCUGGUAUCGCGUAUUCUUUCAAGCCUGAUACUUCGAUACAAACGUGGGCUCUCGAAGAAGCUCGAAGGCGACUAGAGAAGGAAGGCAUUCUUGAAGACCCCGACGUUGUCCAAAAGAAAUAGCCGAAUUGUCUACGCCCUAAUCCCUAUGUAUAUAGAGCUUCAGUUCAACGUGGGAGGGAAAAAGCAGAGAGAGAUAGAGUUGCCCUUCACUAUAUCAACUAUCGGACAUUUCACCCGAAUUCGUUUUGUGGGGAAAGUGUGAGACGGAGUGGAAUUGUUAUUUUGUCAUUUUCGAGUUAGUUUCUUUACGAUGCAUGUCUCGGGCAUUGCCGCCUUGUCUCUUUUCCUUUCGUUUUCUAUUUGCUUUUCCCUAUUCUUGGAGGCUUAAUCCAAAUCCCGUUUCAAUUGUCGAUAUGGGAGGCUGUAGAUCAAAGUUUGGGUUUUGGUCGCAGUCCAUAUCCAGCUUACUAGAACCACCAAGCUGAUGUAAAAUAUCACAUCUCUACACACAUCUAUCUGGAUAUAUGCAAGCCAGAGCAUAUCUGCAUCGAGCUCCGUUUGUUGGCACUAGACAAAAAGAGGAACUUUAUCCAAAUUCUUAGUGGAACCAGCUACCAAGUGGUAUACUGUCUAGUUCAUCAUAAAAUGUUCAACCAGCGUAAUAAGGAAGAGCCUAUAUCUCGGGGUAUACAUCUAUCCUCCUCAGCAAAGGCAUCUCCCUCCUCACCUUCUCCAAAAGUUCCAAAUCAAUAUCAGCGACGGCAAUUUCCGGCUCUUGCGAUAGGCUCCCUCCCCCAAGUUUAGCAACUACCUCACCCCACGGAUUUACUAUCAUUGAAUGUCCAUAGCUGAUUCUCUUGUGGUUGUGGGCACCGGCUUGCGCUGCUGCAAUGACAUAUGCCUGUGUCUCGAUGGCUCGUGCCCGCAGUAGAGUCUCCCAGUGUGCCUGGCCGGUUGGCACUGUGAAUGCGGAUGGGUAGGUUAUUAUCUGUGCGUUCUGCCUUCUGAGUGAUAGACUGAUUUCUGGGAAGCGGAGCUGUGUUUAUUGUAGUAAGUAGCGGAAGACUAAGUGGGUUUUUGGUGUGGCCAAGCGUGAAAAAGAAAGAGAAGAGGUCAUAUUGAGCAUGGUCGACAUACAUCAAAGCAAAUGCUUAGGCCAACUCUGCCAACUGGGGUAUUGAAAGGAGGUAGUAUUUCCAUCCCUUUCUCGACGCUCCUAUUCAGAGGAAGACAUAAGUAUAGUAUUCUUCAAAAUGUAUGCAUAUCAAAACUAUUUAGUCGGACAGUGUGUACAUACCUGCUCUCCUUCAACACAGGGCCAUCCAUGAUAUCAACAUCAAACAGAUGUAUUUUCUGAUACCUUUGUGUGAUCUCUCCCGUUUCAUCAAUCCAUAUCAAUGUAUUCUUCACCUUCUC
Blastomyces gilchristii SLH14081 is the source of this 2592-nucleotide messenger RNA. RefSeq names its product NADH:ubiquinone oxidoreductase 11.6kD subunit. The transcript is spliced from 2 exons. The record is from RefSeq and is a predicted model, not a curated record. The coding region runs from base 949 to 1296 and encodes 115 amino acids. NCBI's taxonomy places the organism in Eukaryota, Fungi, Ascomycota, Eurotiomycetes, Onygenales, Ajellomycetaceae.